Molecule: messenger RNA, 2034 nt
Organism: Odocoileus virginianus texanus
Lineage: Eukaryota; Metazoa; Chordata; Mammalia; Artiodactyla; Cervidae
Source: RefSeq, a predicted model, not a curated record
AUGCAGACAGUGCCAUGCAGCCCGCAGGCUGCGGGGACAGCCCCGCCACCCUCACUGCGCGACCCUGGCUCGUCCCGCAGUGAAAGAACGAGACCCAGGGGCGGAGGGGCUGUCCGGAGUGACAGGGAGAGCCACCGCUUCGCGCUCCGCCUUGCAAACCGCGCCGGAGCCGGUCGGUCCGCGCCCACCCCCGCCCCCCGCCCAGCGGCCCCAGCAGCGCAGGCGCUGCGAUGCCCAGCGCGGCCGGCAGGGGCGGCGUUGCACCGGCUGGGCGCUCGCUCCUCAGCGGCUGCGGCCCCCGGUCCCGGCGCCCCAGCUGUGUCGGCACCCCGCACCCCACCUGUAUCCCAGCCGCCCGCACGGGCCAUCCCAGCCCGGCCCCCACCUGUAUCCCGGCCCGGUCCCCGGCCCGCGAUCCCAGCCAGAUCUCCCCGCCUGUAUCCCAACCGCCCCCACCGGCCAUCCCAGCCCGGCACGUCGACUGGCAAUCCCAGCUCGCCCCCCACUCCCGCGAUCCCAGCCCAUCCCAGCCCGCUCCCCCCCAUUCCAGCCCACACCGCCACCAUGCCAGGGCCCCCAGCCUGGCCCGCCCCGCCCACCUCGUGGCCCCGCCCCGCGGCCCCGCCCCCAGGCCCUCCCACCGGCUUCAGUGCUGGGGGCUGUGGGCGUGGAGUCAGACCCAGGGUCGGGAAGGGGGCCGGCCGCCGGCCUAGCAGGGAAGUGGACAGCCCGCCACCCGAGCGCCUUGGGAUCCCUUCCCCGGGGGAGGGGGCGUUCCUGUCACCCGAAAAUAGAAGCCCCCCCUUCCGCUGGCCGACCUGCGGAGGCCCUGGCUGCGGGCAUCACCUCCUCGGCCCUGGGAUGGCCGCUGGGGGCCGGGCUGGGGUACAGGUUGGGGGCCGGCCCCCAGCCCCAAGGCCCCCGCGCUUGCAGCACCUCCCCGCCCCACGCCCAGGACAGCCCCCCACCUCCCCAGGACGCUCCCUCGCCAGAUAUGGAGCAGCCCCCAUUCCGAGCUACGUGUUUCCUGCCCACCCUGGUGCACACACUUGGAGACUGCAGGGCAACCCCCGCUGGGGCCUGGAGCUGGGUCUUCUCUGGAAGCUGGCCUCCACGCCAGGGUGUGGGACGCUGGCUGUGACGGACACGGGCCUGAGCCCUGGAGGAGGGGACCCGGGGACAGCGCUGCCCCUGGUGCAGGACGGGCCUGUCACGAUAUGUGUCUCACAGGCCGCAGCUAAGCCAGGCUGCAAACACGGCGCUGCCGAGGGGGACCGCCGGCUCUCACGGUGCCAGGGGCACACCGCCCGGUUUCCAGCGUCUGCCUGGCUGCCCCCGGGGUGCGGAGAGCGACCUUGCAGCCCUGCCUCCAUGUACUGCCUGCCCGCCCACCCCUGCUCUGGCACCGUCUGCUCGAGCCUGGACCCCCGCGGCCUGAAGCCAGCCCAGAACACUCUGCUUCUGAAGGCCUCUCGGGGAUGUCCCGCCAGCCAGCACCCCCACCCCGGGGUGGCCGCACACCUCCUGGCCCCUGGAACAGGACACACUCGGGCGCUCGGGAAUUCCGCUUCCUGGGUGAGGCCAGCCCUGCCCACCCAGCUGGCCAGUCGGUCCUGCCUGCUGCCCCUGCCUCCUCGCUUGACACCCCCCACCCCGCUCUGCCCCGACCCCACCUGGAACCAGUCCCCAGCCUGGGGCUACUUCCCCUCCUCGCACUCCCGCAGCUCAGAGAGGGCUGGGAAGGGGGCCCUCGACGGUAGCCUGGAGCCCACAGUACCCCAGGGCUGGGCCUGGACAAGGAGAGGCAGCCUGUCCGCUCCCUCUGCACGUGUUUGCCCAGCCCCCGGCACGCUCUCCUGGGACCCAGGGCCGCCCCACCUAGCCCCGGACACGCACGGAGCCGCCCUGCUGGCCCCGCAGCCUCGCCUGGGCCCACCGCCCUCUCGCUGGACAGUGAAGACGCGCAGACCCCCCACAGGCCACCCUCCACCCGUGGCCGAGGAAGGGGGACAUCCCUCCACCCCGUCCCCCUGA